Messenger RNA from Stegodyphus dumicola, 1208 nucleotides. RefSeq lists its product as uncharacterized. NCBI's taxonomy places the organism in Eukaryota, Metazoa, Arthropoda, Arachnida, Araneae, Eresidae. The record is from RefSeq and is a predicted model, not a curated record. Gene Ontology annotation, molecular function: chitin binding. Gene Ontology annotation, cellular component: extracellular region.
UCACCAGUCAUUCUCACCUUCAAACUGCAGAAGCACAAAGUUUGAAUAGUCUUCAAAACGCAGGAAGUAGAUCAUGAAAUUCCUCAUUUUAUGUUCUCUUCUUUUCUCUGCUGUGCUUGCAGCUCCAAAGAGAGCCAAGCGUGAAGCUUAUGCUCUUCCCGAUGGUGCUGAUAUUUUAGUCGGAAAUGUUAAAACAACAUUUUCCUGCUCCAAUGAUGGUUACUACGCCGAUGUAGACAACAACUGCAGGAUCUUUCAUGUCUGCCAUUCUGGCGCUAGAGGCACUCAACAAUGGUCUUUCCUUUGCGGCAAUCAAACCUUGUUCAAUCAACUCACUCUAACUUGCGCUAGUCCAGAAGAUGCCAUACCUUGUCCAGAAGCCCCCAGCUUCUACUAUGUCAAUGACAAGCUAAACGCUGGAGAUCCUACACUUUACUUUUUGAAUGAUGACGACAUCCAAAGAGCAGCACCCCUACUGCGCAGAGCCAGACGAGAUGCUCUUAACCGUAAAAGUUAAAUGAAUUGGAACUGUCUCCGAAAUAUAAGAAUUUUCUUGUAGUAAUCAACGGACUGUGCUUUUGGACUUGAUUGAUGUAAAGUUAUUAUUUAAAAAGCAAAAAUGUCUGGCGCGACUUGAAAUCUGUUUUCGCAGUACUUCGGGGGACUUUUAAUCUUCACAUAAGCUUGCUAUUUUCUUCCUGUGUGGGACUUGCGGCCUUUAUAAAAAUUUACUUCAAGUGAAUGCAUUCACUGCUGAUAUACAUUCCUUGGUUCGUUAGGCUAGUAAAGCUGGUGCUAUUUCCUAUCACUCCCAUUGAAGAAGGAUUGUUCUUUUCCUUUCAGAUUUCUUAGGUGUUAAAGUAUGUAUCAUGCUACUAUAAGAACGCUUUAUAUAGGGGCUUAAGCAUACUCUUCUUUACCUAUCAAUUUACAAGAGUAUAGGAAGUUUUGCUUACUAACCAAUAAAAUAUUUGGAAUUCCUAUCCCACAAAAAAGCUACAUAUUUUUAAGACUUCUCUCUUUCCGCUUGUUAUAAAAGAAACAGAAAAAAUAUGUUUUGUGCUUGAGUGCUAUAUGUGAUUUAGUAGGUGUAGGGACAAUCGCGAAAUAUUGUACAAUGUUUUACGGUCAAAAACGCACCUGUGAUACCUGUGUAUUAUUGUUAGAGCUUUCAUAUCCUAUAAAUAAAUUUAUUGUUGCAAGUUUGA